AUGAGCACAAGACAUACCGGAACUGGAGGGGCUUCGUCGAGUAGCAGGCGGACACCGGCCGCCGCACCUCCUCCUAGCCACGUUAGUGGCAGAACCACGCCCGCGGCCCCGGUAUCCCGAAGACCGCGGGCCUCGUCUACCGCAGGCGCGUCGUCGUCAUCGGUGGCCCCUCCCGGACCGAAGCCUCUCUUUGGGCUCGAAAUCGAAAUUUUUGUCAAGCUUCGUCCUGAACUCGAACGGGCUAUCAUUCAACGGCGCCGAGAGGGGCAUCAGCUCGACGAGGAGCAUUGGCGGAACUGGGACUUUACGCUAAGCAACGGCACGGGCAAUCAGCUCCAGAAGGAGAAGCAACGGGAAUGCGUUGGGCAGGCUAUCGAGGCUUUGAUCGAAACUGCCUUGGGUCCGAGCCACGGCUGGUCGUGCGAGGCCGACGCGAGCUUGAAAGAAUACAAACUGACACAGCCCCCUGAGCCGCUCAAGUGGUGGGGAAUCGAGAUCAUCUCUCCGCCCAUGUCGGCGGGGCGGCAGUGGCGGCAAGAGAUUCACCAAGUCUUUGCCGCCGUUGCCGAGGAGUUCGAGCUCUGGACCAACUCUUUCUGCGCUUGCCAUGUUCACGUUUCUCCAGGUCCCCUCAAGGCGAGCAAGUACACCUAUGAUCAGCUCAUCCAGAUUGGAUGUGCCAGUUACUUCUGGGAAGAUGCGCUUAAGACGAUCCUCCCAGAGGAGCGCAAGAACAACAGAUACGCCGAGGCUAACCACACGACGUUUGCUACCGCCGAGUACAAUGGUGUUCCGCACUACGGUUGGGGACCCGUUUUCCAGUCCAUCAGGAAUGCGGCGACAUCGGGUAAACAAUGGGCAGCACGAUUAGAUGUAUCCGCGGAGGAGAGAGCCGAGUACUCGUUAACCAUGUUUGCCUGUCUAAUGGCGGGAGCAAAAGUCACGGACCACGACCCGACCGAUACUGCUACCAGAUAUCUGUCGAGCAACUUCCUUCCGCUCCCCCGACUGGGAACGGUUGAACUCCGUCGCCAGGCUGGAGUCGCCUCAGCCCAGAGCGCCAUCUACCGGGCCCUUCUUGCCCUGUCUCUGCACGUCAGCGCCCUCCGGUACGACUUCGGAGCGGCCGCUUCGAGGCGGGACCGUCCCUCCCAGGCAGAGUUCUUCAAGGAGCUCGCUGGUUCUGUCAAGCUGCUGCCCCCCCAAUGCCACGGCGACCGCUUCUUGAAAUGGCUCAAGGACUGCGCGGCGGAUUAUGCACCCGGCGAGAGGGGCUUCACCGAGAAGGAGGUCAACCAGCGUGAGCAUGCUUUCCACGCUCAAGACAUGCCCCUCCCGCCUCCGCCCCCAGCUCCUACCGGACGGCGGCGCGAGGUAUCAAGCGCUCGUCCGCCUGCACCUACGCAAGCAGCAACGCCGUCCCGCAAUCCUCGCGUGGUCCCCACGCCAUCUCGGCAGCCUACCAUGGCGCCGGCGCAACCACCGCGCCAGUCACGCGGAGUAAGUUUUCCUAUCCACCCCUAG
Messenger RNA from Chaetomium fimeti, 1524 nucleotides. RefSeq names its product putative amidoligase enzyme-domain-containing protein. NCBI's taxonomy places the organism in Eukaryota, Fungi, Ascomycota, Sordariomycetes, Sordariales, Chaetomiaceae. The record is from RefSeq and is a predicted model, not a curated record. The transcript is spliced from 2 exons. Bases 1 to 1524 code for a protein of 507 amino acids.